Molecule: messenger RNA, 1128 nt
Organism: Oncorhynchus gorbuscha (pink salmon)
Lineage: Eukaryota; Metazoa; Chordata; Actinopteri; Salmoniformes; Salmonidae
Product: probable thiopurine S-methyltransferase
Exons: 9
Coding region: 133-834 (233 amino acids)
Molecular function (GO): thiopurine S-methyltransferase activity
Source: RefSeq, a predicted model, not a curated record
UCGAUCACGUGGAGAGCAGUGUUGACAAAGGCUCCUCCCACACCAGUAGUGCAACUCAUUGGCUGUGGCUCGGUGAAGAUCACGUAUAAAUCGAUAUCAACAUUUUUGAGAAGUUGGUGUCAGACAAACAAAAUGUUGUCAGCCCAGGCGGACAGAGUGAUGGCCCUGGGAGAGUGGGAGGAACGGUGGAGGGAAGACCAAACAGGCUGGCACCGGCCCCACGUAAACAAGAUGCUGGAGAGUAAUAUUGAGAAAGUUCUCGACGGACGGAAGGGAGUUAAGUUCUUCUUCCCUCUAUGUGGGAAAGCUCUGGACAUGAAAUGGCUGGCUGAUAUGGGCCAUUCUGUUGUAGGGGUGGAGAUUGCAGAGAAGGCCAUCAAGCAGUUCUUUGAGGAGAGUAACAUGACUUACAGUGAAGAGACCGUUUCUGCAUUACCUGGAGCCAAGGUUUACAAGAGCUCAGAGAGAAAUAUCUCCUUGUACCAAUGUGAUCUAUACAAUUUCUCCAGUGCCAUUGAGGGUCAGUUUGGAGGGAUUUGGGACAGAGGCUCCUUGGUGGCCAUCAACCCACGGGACAGACAGAAGUACGCGGCUCUGAUCACGUCGUUAAUGGACAAGGACUGCCGAUACCUCUUGGACACUUUGCUCUACAACCCGGAAGUGUACAAAGGUCCUCCUUUUUUUGUGCCCGACGAGCAAGUGCAAAGUCUAUUUGGGAAGAGCUGUGAUAUAGAGUUGCUGCAGUCACUGGAUGCCCUCACAGACAGAGAGAAGGCUCGGGGUAUGGACUUCUUCACAGAAAGAGUGCAUCUCAUCACUCUAAAGACCAACUGAGGAACCAGUGAUGACUCUUAUUUAGGUUUCAAAUAUGGACAUAAUGAAGAAAAUACUCUCAGUGGCUUGUCUUCAGCUUUUUAGUGGCAUGAUGUGACUUGAAUUGGGUGAAUCGUUUUUACUUAUGAUGGAAUGAAGAAAUGUCAAUAAAUACAUUUUUUAAAUAUAAAUAAACCCAUGUUCUUUACACAUUAGUAAACACAGUAUUGUAAAAGUCAUACAUUUACAGACUUGUAACAUAAAUGAUCGAGGAUUUCGUUUUUGUUUAGGGGAAAAAUAAAUGUAAAAAUAGUU